Messenger RNA from Fragaria vesca subsp. vesca, 1156 nucleotides. RefSeq lists its product as uncharacterized. Lineage: Eukaryota; Viridiplantae; Streptophyta; Magnoliopsida; Rosales; Rosaceae. Bases 167 to 802 code for a protein of 211 amino acids. The transcript has 3 exons. The record is from RefSeq and is a predicted model, not a curated record.
UGUGUUUCAGACAGAAAGAAAAAGAACUGGGUAUCUUCGAUAUCAUCAUUUACGCAACACCCUACAGUACUAGACCAACUUUACGCCUUCUCUUUUUUCUCUGGACACAAAUAACCAACAUUUAGUUCCCAGAAACAGAGUGAGUGAGAGUAAAAGAGAGUUUGAGAUGGAGAGAAAGGAGCUCUUGGUUUGCUGUGUUGUGGGUCUUUUGGGGCUGGUAUCAGCUGCUACAGGCUUUGCUGCUGAGGCAACAAGAAUCAAGGGUUCUCAGGUUCAGUUUGUCAAUGCUACUCAAUGCGAAUAUCCUCGGACUGCAGCUCUUGGACUUGGUUUUACUGCUGCAGUGUCUCUUAUGGUAGCUCAUAUAAUUAUCAAUGUUUCAACAGGGUGCAUUUGUUGCAAGAGAAUACCCCAACCUUCCAAUUCUAACUGGACGAUUGCCCUUAUCUGCUUUGUUGUGUCCUGGUUCUCAUUUGUCAUAGCAUUUCUUCUGCUGCUCACUGGUUCUGCACUCAAUGAUCAACAUGGUGUAGAAAGCAUGUACUUUGGCAGCUACUACUGUUAUGUUGUAAAACCUGGAGUAUUUGCUGGAGGUGCUGUCCUAUCCCUUGCAAGUGUGAUCCUAGGAAUUUUCUACUACAUCACCAUAAGUUCAGCAAAGAAGAACAAUGAUAAUCUGUGCGGCAAUGGUGUUCAGGGGCCAGCAAUAGCUAUGGGACAACCCCAGUUUCCAGCACAUAAUCAAACUCAAGAACCUGUCUUUGUUCAUGAAGACACUUAUAUGAGACGGCAGUUCACAUGAUCCAUGGAUAUAUCUUGGCUCAGUUACUCGUGUUCAGUCUUUGAUCCUAUGAAGAUAGUGAUUGGUCUUGGAAGCGUGUUGUAGUUGGCAAAGAGCAUUCUAGGAAAUGUGAAGUUCUCUUGUUGAAGUCUGCUGUGUUUCGGGUAUAGGUUUUAUGUGAGACAACAGUUCGCGUGAUUCUUGGAUACGCAUCUGCGCCAAGCUAUUUUGUUCAGUGUUCAGUGUAUGACCCUUUCUGUAUAAUGAUCAGCCUUUGAAGAUUAUCGUAGUUUGCAAUAGAAUUCUAGAAAGUCUGUAGUUUUCUUGUCGAAUUCUGCUCUUUUGGUACUUUAUACACAACCUAUGUGCUUGAAU